AUGCACCCCGAGGCCUCGGAGCCAGCGGCCGACGGGACAGCGGAGCCGGACUGCGUGCAGGAGGAAUCCGCGGGUGACCACAGGGACAGGAGCGUUGCGGGCCGCAAGGAAGACAUUGGUGAUGCUAAGGAAGCCUGCGUCGCUCCUCUUGACUCUUCCUACCAAAACCAGCUGAAGCAGGGCGGCGACAGCAGGCCGGACGGCCACUUAGCACCCCCACGGGAUGAUGACAGGGAAGAUCGGGGCCCCAGAAUGACUAAACGUUUCCUGCAGAAACUCUGCAAGCAACACAAGCUUUACGUCACCCCAGCGCUGAAUGACACGCUGUAUUUGCACUUUAAAGGCUUCGAUCGCAUCGAGAACCUGGAGGAGUACACGGGCCUGCGCUGUCUCUGGCUCGAGUGCAACGGGAUCCAGAAAAUCGAGAACCUGGAGGCCCAGACGGAACUGCGCUGCCUCUUCCUGCAAGUGAACUUGCUGCACAGAAUUGAGAACCUGGAGCCCCUGCAGAAGCUGGACGCCCUGAACCUCAGCAACAACUACAUCAAGACCAUCGAGAACCUCGCCUGCCUGCCCGUCCUGAACACGCUACAGAUGGCCCACAACCACCUGGAGACGGUGGAAGACAUCGAGCACCUACAGGAGUGCCGGAAGCUCUGCGUCUUGGACCUGUCUCACAACAGGCUGAGCAACCCGGAGAUCCUGCGCGUGCUGGAGCGCAUGCCCGAUCUGCGAGUACUCAACUUGAUGGGCAACCCCGUGAUCAAGCACAUUCCUAGCUACAGGAGGACUGUCACCGUGCGACUGAAACACCUAACGUACCUGGAUGACAGACCCGUCUUUCCAAAGGACAGAGCUUGUGCCGAGGCCUGGGCCAGGGGAGGGUACGCGGCCGAGAAGGAGGAGAGGCAGCGGUGGGAGAGCAGGGAGCAGAAGAAGAUCACGGACAGCAUCGAGGCCUUGGCCAUGAUCAAGCGGCGCGCCGAGGAGAGAAGGAGACAGAAAGAGAGCCAGGAGAGGGGGGAAACACCUCCACCCAGUGGUGGUGAGAGCAGGCGUGCCAGCGUGGAAGGUGCUGAUGAGCCACCAGAGGAUGGAGAAAAGCAGCGGAAGAUGGAGCUGUUUGUUGAGGAAAGUUUUGAGGCCAAAGAUGAGCUGUUCCCGGAGAAGGCCUACGAAGAAGAGGAGCUGCCGGCCCAGGCUGUCGGGAGCACGGACCAUCAGGAGCCUGGGGAGGCCCUCCUGGCCGAAGUCCCCAGCCCGCCAGCCCUUGGGGCUGCCAGGGAAGAAGCUGCUCCCGAGCCGGUGGCUGCUUUGAGUGCCCUGCUCACCGAAGCCGGCCGAGCUGGAACCGAAGACAUGGCGACCACAGACAUGAACGUGGAGGAGAGGCCGCUCUUGAUCAGCGACCUCCCCGACUUGGAAGACAUCGAUGGCACAAGAGAAUCUGGGCAAGACCAGGAAAUGUGCAUCCCAAGGAUCGAGGCUGUCUCCAACCUGAGCGAUGACAGUGAGCCUGACCUGGACUGCCCGCCCCUCUCAGUGCUGGGACAGCCACCCACAGACACCCUCUCAAGCAUAUUUGCCAUCUCCAAGGACAUAUCUGUGAAGGCCACGUUGCCUUUUGCAGACUUACUCACAGAGGAGGCCAAGAGGACCCCAGCUCAUGACGCAGGGCCUCCCCAACCGCUGAUAGAGGAGCUCAGUGACUCCGAGCUGCCACACAGCCCCCCGAUGCCCCCCAACAGCAGCAAGGAUGGGGACAGUGGCCUCCAUGCAGUCUCUGCACCAGGGAACCACAUGGCUGGGUACGAGGCGCUGUCUGCAGUGGAGCCCAAGAAGCAUGGGGCAGGGCCAGGCCACGAGGACAUUGAAUUUGGCCUGGACUGA
Ochotona curzoniae (black-lipped pika) is the source of this 1890-nucleotide messenger RNA. RefSeq names its product dynein axonemal assembly factor 1 (gene DNAAF1). The record is from RefSeq and is a predicted model, not a curated record. Gene Ontology annotation, biological process: cilium assembly. Gene Ontology annotation, molecular function: protein binding; dynein complex binding. The transcript is spliced from 12 exons. NCBI's taxonomy places the organism in Eukaryota, Metazoa, Chordata, Mammalia, Lagomorpha, Ochotonidae. Gene Ontology annotation, cellular component: axoneme. The coding region runs from base 1 to 1890 and encodes 629 amino acids.